Messenger RNA from Zasmidium cellare ATCC 36951, 1239 nucleotides. RefSeq lists its product as uncharacterized. The transcript has 2 exons. Lineage: Eukaryota; Fungi; Ascomycota; Dothideomycetes; Mycosphaerellales; Mycosphaerellaceae. The record is from RefSeq and is a predicted model, not a curated record. Gene Ontology annotation, molecular function: oxidoreductase activity, acting on paired donors, with incorporation or reduction of molecular oxygen; monooxygenase activity; heme binding. Bases 1 to 1239 code for a protein of 412 amino acids.
AUGACAUACGCCUACAGCUACGUCAAGUCACCAGCGGUUUCCAAACUGCUGAAGUCCGUGUUGGGAGAAGGCUUGGUAGUUGCUGAAGGAGAUCAGCAUCGGGUGCAAAGAAAGAUUCUACAGCCGGCUUUCAAGCUUCCAUCUGUCAAAGAGCUGUAUCCGUUGUUCUGGAGAAAGACCAAGGAGUUGGCCCGCAAACUGCAGGAUGCUGCCGAGGACAAAAACACCGUCGAUGUCCUUGAUUACAACAACCGAGUGACUCUAGACAUCGUAGCAGCCGGCGGGUUUGGCAUGGACAUUGGAAGCCUUUCGAAUCCGAAAACUCCGUUCUAUACAGAGUACAUGAAAGGAUUCCUUCCCAGCAAGCACGCACAGGUAUACCGACUGCUGGCUUUGAUCUUCCCCGAGUGGAUACUUGAUACCCUGCCGCUCAAACGCAACCAAGAACUCCGAGGUGCAGUCCGAGCGGUAGGAAGUCGUAUCCGGGAGAAGGUCGCUGAUCUCGACGAAAAGUCAUCGCUCGGCGGUCAAAGUCGCAACGACAUCAUGGAUGUAGUCAGACGAGAUGGCAACGAGUUCGACACGGACAUGUUGGUCAAUCAAUGCUUGACGUUCCUAGGUGCUGGGCACGACACGAUUGCUCAGUCGUUGAACUGGGCCAUAUACGAGUUGAGCGUAAACAAAAACGUCCAGGAGCGACUGAGGCAAGAAGUGAAAACGCAUGUACCUGAACCAGUCGAAACUUCAGAACCAGACGCCGACGCUCUUGCGUGUGUCGAUAACAUGCCGUAUCUUGCGGCAGUAUGCAAUGAAAUUAUACGUCUGCAUCCCCCGAUCCACCAUUUGCACCGGCAAGCGGUCCAUCCGGUCAAUCUCUGCGGCCAUGAGCUCCCCAAAGGCUCGAAAUUCAUCAUCUCGAUUGGUACCAUGAACCGAUCACCUGAACUUUGGAGCACGGAUCCGUCGACGUUUGAUCCUGAUCGGUGGGUCGCAGAUCCAAAUGGCGGAAUGAAGGACAGACAGGCGUUCUUGUCAUUCAGCCAAGGCCCAAGAUCAUGUAUUGGGGAACGGUUUGCGAGAGCGGAGAUGGCGUUCAUCAUCGCGGGCCUCGUCCAGAGUUUUGACAUCGACUUCGCUGGAACUGGCGAAGAUGGUCAGUACGAUGAAGUGAAGCUCGAAUACGGAACGACGACGAGGUUUGAAAGCGGCCUAUUCGUUCGUCUCAAGCGCUUGCAAUAA